This is a messenger RNA of Ilex paraguariensis (yerba mate), 660 nucleotides long. The record is from the annotation of a GenBank genome assembly. Lineage: Eukaryota; Viridiplantae; Streptophyta; Magnoliopsida; Aquifoliales; Aquifoliaceae.
AUGAUGAACUUUAGGCUUGUUACCUGCAUUAUAGUAGCUACAUGGGCGGUGGUGGCGGUGAACGGCGCAAAACACUAUCCUAAUUCACCGUCGUCACAACCACCAGUACUAGCGCCGGCACCAUCUGCGGGCUGUGAUACUCUCAUAUUCGAAAUGGUGGACUGUUUGUCUUUUCUGAGCAAUGGUGGCAAUGAAACAGUACCCGAGGCCUCGUGCUGUGAUGGGUUUAAGGUGGUUUUAGACACUGAUUCUGAGUGUAUUUGUGAAGCCUUGAAGAGUAGUGCUGAUUUGGGUGUCUCUGUGAACAUGACAAAGGCCGCGGCUUUGCCUUCUGAUUGUGGAGUCUCGGCUCCUCCCCUUAGUAGCUUCUCCAGUGCUCCUGGUGCUGCUCCUGGUAUGUCUAAUCCUCCAACAGUGAAUGCUCCACCUCCAGAGUCUCCAGCUCUGCCUCCAACCGCCAGUGCUCCACCUCCAAAGUCUACGAAUCCUCCAGUGCCGUCUCCAACUGUCAAUCCUUCAACUCCAGCACCAUCUAUUCUCCCUAGAGGAGGGGCGGCUCCUGCACAAUCCCCUGCAAACUCCGGAGCUUAUACCACCUUUGCUUCCUUGGCAGUCCUUAUCAGUGUGGCAUUUGCUACUUGCAUCUUUGUUUUAGCAUGA